AUUGAUACUUUUAAUAGAUUUAAAAUUACUACCGGUACUUCAAACGAUAACUCUAAUGUGGUAUCGAUAUCUUAAAAUUAAUCGUCGGAGAAAAAUUUGGCGCUAAUGACUAGCUAAUAAAUUAAUAAAAGGUAGACAGUAAAGUAGUAGUAGUAAGAAAAAAAAUCCUAGAUAACUUCUAUUCGGUGUUCAACAAUCUAUGGCUCCUACAACUAAAUUAAAUUUAGUGGUCGCUGCUUGCAAUAACAUGGGCAUAGGAAUCGAAGGACGCCUUCCUUGGCGCCUGAAGCAAGAUAUGGCUUUCUUCAAGAAGGUUUGCAUUAUUUAUUUAUAAAACUAAAUCAUUUUGGUAUUAAACUAGAAAUUUUGGCUAUCCUAAAUUUUUAUUGCGCUUGGGCUUGAUGUGGCUUGACUAAUUCAUCAUAAGUCAUAAGGUAGUCAUAUUGCAGUUGCAUUUUAUUUAAUCCAGGACCAUUACUAAUUACUGAUUUUAAUGUCAUUAAUUGAAUUUCCAUCCAUUAUCAUCCCAAAAAGUUCAUUAAAAAAAAAAUCAAUUGAUGAUUAGGCCUGAGUGUACAAUUCACAAUAAAGGGAGUGUGACUGGGACAUGCAAAAGUUUGUGCAUGAAGAUGGUGCCAGCAUCAUCAUUUUUAAAUAAUUUAUUGGCCUUUUUCUUUAUAUUAAAAAAUAUUCAGACAGCUAAUUGACCCACUUCCCUUCAACCUAAUGAGCUGAAACUUGCCACAUUAUAUAGGCUUGUUGCCAGUAACACAUUCUUUCAAAUUUUCGGCCCAAACUUAAUCUUUGAAAAUCUGUUUUUUAAAAGGAAAUAUGAUGAAACUGAUUUCUCAAACUCAAAGUAAAAAAAUCCAGAUAACUGCGCCAAUAGAUAUUCUUUUAAAAAAUAUCACUAUUGCGUGUGGUGCAUAUUUUCUUUUGUUUUACUGAAAUAAAUCUGUGGUGUAAAAGCGGUUGUUAUUAGAAUAUAAUAUUAAUAUAUUUCAGCGGUGUGUAAAAUGUGAGUUUGUGAGGAGGAGCCUGUGGUGGGAACCAAAAAAAUAUAGUGUGUUGCUUGUGUGCAUGUUUUGACAAAUUUUCAGCUCCACCCCACAUAUUAUUAGAUUUUAUGAAGGAUUUAUAUGAAAAACUUUGUUUUUAGGGAUUGUUUAAUUUUAAUACAAAUUAAAAUUGUGUCUAAAUUUUUAAAUAUUGUUGAUAAAUACUUUAUGAAUUUAUGGGGAAGAGGGCACCUCAUAUUCAAGCUUUGUCGAAGCCUUAUUUUGCCUCGGGCACAGAUUUUUCUUGCCAUUGGCCCUGCCCCUGGGCUGGUCAGACUUUGAGCUCCACUUUACUGAGUCUGACUAGCCUGAGACUAUUCCUAUGAGUCCUAUGAUUCCUAUAAGUUCUAUUGCUGUAGUUAUAUUGAUAGCAGUAUUACCAGUCAUAGAACCAUCCACAAAUGAGUCAGCAUCUACUAGUACAUAGGUGUGGGGGUGGGGGACAGGCGUGUCUCAAAAUUGUGAUGAUGUAUUAGUAUUAUGAGGAUUUCCUAAUAUUUAUGAUGAGAUGUAUCCAGGUGGAUGUGCAAAGUCGAAGAAAAAAUAGCAUGAGAUUUAUGUGAGGCCCCUUUGAUACUCACCGCCUCUGGCUAAGCUCUUGCCAUCCUAAAUUAUUAUCUUUUUUAAGCUCUCUAGUGGGCCAAAAAAUGUUAGGAAUGAAAAUUUUGACUAACACAAUUUGAUCAAAAAAGUUUUAAGGAGAGGGCAAAAAAUGAAAUAAGUACAAAGACUCCAAUAGGUAGAUUCCACUAUAGCAUUUGUUUCCAACUGUAUUUCUAAACAAAAUGAAUUAAUUGCAUUUUAAUUAUUUUUUAAUAACAUGAUAAGCUUUGUAAUAAUAAUUUUAAAAAAUCUAAAUAGUAAUAUGAUUAAGUUUUGCUUAAUUUAGAGGGGGGGGGGGGAGCUAGUUCAUUUUUUGCCCACCGCUAGCCCCUCUUCUUCUCACAGGCAUGAACUUUUGCACUGUUGCCAAGCUAACCUUGUAUUCCAGUUAAGAAAAAUUUAAGUAUAAAAACUAUAUGCCAAGACUCACAAUUUUAAUUUUUGCUUAAUUUGGAGGGGGGGGGGGAGCUAGUUCAUUUUUUGCCCACCGCUAGCCCCUCUUCUUCUCACAGGCCUGAACUUUUGCACUGUUGCCAAGCUAACCUUGUAUUCCAGUUAAGAAAAAUUUAAGUAUAAAAACUAUAUGCCAAGACUCACAAUUCUAAGUUAAUACAAAUCAUUUUGUAAAUUAUAGCCUAAGUUCUUUUCUGCAGAUUACCUCAACAACACAAAAUGCUGAGAAGAAAAAUAUGGUUGUCAUGGGCAAGAGGACUUGGCUUUCCAUUCCACAGAAUUUUCGUCCCCUACCAGGGAGAGUAAAUGUUGUGUUGAGUUCACAGUUAACAGAAGUACCUGAAGGUGUCCACAUUGCCAGAAACUUGAAUCAAGCACUAUCUUUGGCAGAUACUCUUGCUGUUCAACAUGUGUUUAUAAUUGGAGGUGCAUCCGUCUACAAGGAAGCUAUGGAAGCACCAAACCCAUGCAGGAUUUACUUGACACGCAUUUAUCAUGAUUUUGUUUGUGACACAUUCUUGCCAGAUAUUAAUUUAAACCAGUUUAUUAAAGUUUCAGAUCCAGAAAAUGUUCCGAUAGAAGACUUUGAAGAAAAUGAAAUAAAAUUUAGCAUUGAAGUUUAUGAUAAAAAAUAAUAAUUUAUGAAAUCGGAAUUAAGUUUAUCAUUACAUUGAGAGAAAAAAAUGUGUGACUCAAUUUUUAACCAUAUUGCUUUAUCAUUUCUUCAUUGCAAAAUUAUUUUUAUAAAUGAAAAUAGAUAUUGUUGGUUAAAUAAAUAUUUGUUUUAAACUUGGGAAGUUCUUGAAAACUGCAGGCCUCAUAGAAUCAUGAACUGUCAUGAUCAUCCAUCCCCUCAACCACUGAAUAAAACAGGGCAGCACAGAAAAACUGUUAGAGCGGCAAAAUUGUAAGAGCCACCAUGAAUCAUGAAUGCCCUCACCAAACAACUGUUUUCUCAUUGAUAUAAAAGUUAUAAAUGUGUAUGACCAUCCAAAUUGAUCACCUUCCAUGAGAAAUCCAUGUAGACAAUUGAUCUCAAACUCAGAGAAUCCUAAGAAUCUAUUUCAAAAACCCACAGGCUGCUUUAAACCUUGCCAAAUCCUACUUAUGGAUUUUCUAUUAUUAGUAUUAUUUCUGUAAGUAACAUUCAUUACCCGGUAUUUUGAUGUUAUUUGGGGAAGAGUUUAGAGCUUAGAAUGCAGCUUAUUGGUUGUUAAUAAUGACCUCUGCUGUUGAAUAUUGUCUGUAGACAAAUUUCUAAUUUGAGUUAUUGAUAAUAUAACUUAUCUCAAGUCUCCAUUCUUCUUAACAAUUUAUAUGCAGUUUAUUCUCCCUGAAAUUAAUUAUUAUUGCUAUACAAAAUUUUGUAACAGUAACAGCUUAAACAAGAAAAUUAAUAUAAAUGCAUGAUUUUUAGAUUUUUUGUGUGUAUAUCUUUUAAGAAUAUGUAUAGUGUUUUAUCAGGCACUGCUAUAAUUUGCCAGUGGUUUUUAAAUUAAAUGUACACUAUUUUUUAAUGUAAAUUGUAAUGCAUUUCAGAGAUCAUAAAUUUUUUUUUUUGAUGUCUACAGCAGUGGUUCUCAACCUUGCUAAUGCUGCAAUCCCUUUAAUACAGUUCUUCAUGUUGUGGUAACCCCAACAAUAAAAUUAUUUUCGUUGCUACUUCAUAAAUGUGUUUUCCCUGUGGGUCGUUCAACCCCAGGGAUGGCGCGACCCGCAUGUUGAGAACCGCUGGUCUACAUGCUUGAUAUAAUUAGAUUGUAACUAAAAGAUAUGUUUCUCCUUGAAAUAACCUUGUUAUUUUGUUUAUUUGUCAUGUUAAUUAAUAAAACUUAGAAAUGUAAUUGUGCUACAGUAAGUUUACUAAGUUAACACUCAAAUAUAUACCCGGUACCUAAG
This is a messenger RNA of Lymnaea stagnalis (great pond snail), 4013 nucleotides long. The record is from the annotation of a GenBank genome assembly. Lineage: Eukaryota; Metazoa; Mollusca; Gastropoda; Lymnaeidae.